This is a messenger RNA of Neodiprion virginianus, 5150 nucleotides long. It is a transcript of the gene PIP4K, whose product is annotated as phosphatidylinositol 5-phosphate 4-kinase type-2 alpha. The coding region runs from base 252 to 1742 and encodes 496 amino acids. The transcript is spliced from 9 exons. Gene Ontology annotation, molecular function: phosphatidylinositol kinase activity. The record is from RefSeq and is a predicted model, not a curated record. Lineage: Eukaryota; Metazoa; Arthropoda; Insecta; Hymenoptera; Diprionidae. Gene Ontology annotation, biological process: phosphatidylinositol metabolic process.
CGCACACGAACUCUUCCGCAGCGAGGUUUUAUUGAGAUUAAUUGCGUUCUGUCAAUUCGCAGUACAUAGUCUGAUUCAGAGUUUUAUUUGCGUCGUCUCGAAAGGAAGCUUCGAGUUAAUAUGUUAGCGUUCAAUGACUAAUAAAUCUGUAUUCACCGUUGAAAAAGUUUAUUGACUGACGACUGACGCCUGGACAAGACUCGUAACACAUUGGGAGACAAAACAAAAUUGACGAGCAAAAAAAAAGAAAAAUGUCGAGUGUACCGCAAGUUUCUAGCGGGCUAAGCAAGCUCAAAAAGAAACACUUUCGUGUUAAGCAUCAAAAGGUGAAAUUAUUUUGGGCGAAUGAACCGCUGCUUAGCGUGCUUAUGUGGGGUGUCAAUCACACGAUAAAUGAGUUGAGCCAUAUCAACAUACCAGUUAUGCUGCUUCCCGAUGAUUUUAGGGCCUACAGCAAAUUGAAAGUUGACAAUCAUCUUUUCAAUAAAGAAAACAUGCCGUCUCACUUUAAAAUCAAAGAAUACUGUCCGCUGGUCUUUAGAAAUCUGCGAGAAAGGUUUGGAAUAGACGACUUGGACUACAAGGACUCUAUGACAAGAUGUCGGACGUUUAAUCCUUCGCGAGCUAAACGGCGGCCAGACUCGGCAACUGCCGUUGGAAGGACUCGGCAAUUGGUGCAGCGAUCGGCGACAGUUCCCUCGAUUAUUUUAUCCCCUCCUCCUUCUGCAGUUUCACAUAUUCCAGUUCUUUCUAAGCCGCAGCGUGCCUACAGUCUUAAACCAAAACGUUUGAGAUCUCAACCAGUUAUCUAUGACUCAUCAGGUAAGAGUGGCGCCAAGUUUUACCAAUCGUACGACAAGUUAUUCAUCAUCAAGACUUUGACGAGUGAAGAGGUAGAAAGAAUGCAUUUAUUUUUGAAGCAAUACCAUCCGUAUAUCGUUGAAAGGCAUGGAAAAACGUUGCUGCCACAGUAUGUGGGCAUGUAUCGCUUAACGGUUGACGGAGAUGAGCAUUACUUUGUUGCCAUUAGAAAUGCUUUCUCAAAUCAUCUUCCCACGCACCGGAAAUUUGAUUUGAAAGGAUCGACAGUGGACAGAGAAGCCUCUGACAAAGAAAAGGAAAAAGAUUUACCGACAUACAAAGACAACGAUUUUGUCAAAGAAGGAAUGAAAAUUUACAUAGGGGAAGAGGCAAAGAGAAAGCUCAUAGAUACGUUAACAGCUGAUGUCGGCUUUUUGACACACUUAAAUCUGAUGGAUUACUCGCUGUUGCUUGGUGUUCACGACUGUGCACGAGCAGAACAAGAAAACAGAGAACGUGCCGAGAGAGAAGCUGAUGAAGACAAUCGCGAAGAAGAAGACGAUAGUGAAUCCGGUAGCGGCCAAGAUACUCGUGGCCCUACGGGAGAAUGCCGGCAGUUGGGCGGCUUUGCGGUUGCAGGGAUGUCAACUCCCCCAGAAUCCCCGCAUACCGCUUUAAUGCGAGAUUCCAGUCUACAGUAUGAAGGCGCUAUCAUACCUGAGUUAGAUAUAUACGCAAUCCCAAGUUCAGAUGGUGCCCCGUCGAAGGAAAUUUAUUUUUUGGCCAUCAUAGAUGUACUCACACAUUAUGGCGUGCGUAAACAAGCCGCAAAGGCAGCUAAAACCGUGAAGUACGGUGCAAAUGUCGACGGUAUAUCAACUUGCGAUCCGGAACAGUACGGGAAACGAUUCAUCGAAUUCAUGAGUAAAGCGAUAGAAUAAGCUCAGAUACUUGAUCAAAUUCAGGAUACAUAUAAUUUGAGAAAAAACAACAUUCGGAAGUGAUUAUUUUUUAUUUCCUUUGUUCGAGAGAUUUUAACAUUGAUUGAUUAAAACAGAAAUUUGAAAUAAUUAUACACGUGUAAAAAAGUUGAAUUAAACUUUACAAUUCAUUUAAUUGUAUUGUCAAUCACUUUGUUUUGCAAAUUCAAUUCUUUGUGAUGGGGUUGUUUAUAUUUGAUACAGUGAUUUCAUAAUGUUCGAAGCCUCGUAGUCGAAGUAAAAAUUUACAGUAGCCAAUGUUAAAUCUUUACAAUAUCCAGCUACUUUUUUUCACUCUUUACAUAAUCAAUACUUUUUCGAAUACAAAAAGAGUCUCGUGAAUAAGUCACGUCAUAUUUGUCUGUCGCACCACCGUUCUAUUUCAGUUUGUGUUCAAUUCAAAUCGUUACAGUUCUCUCAUUGCUAUUUAUACAGCUGCUGAACGUAAAUUCAGCCAUUUCAAAUCUGAAUUGAGCCAUCAAAUGAUAUGUAUACACGUUUUUGAAUAGGUGAUGUACAACAUUGUAGAUAAAUUGUUUUAUACGUUAUUAUAAUAUCUCAAACUUUCUUUCAUCGGAUCCUUUCAAUCUUAUUAUUCAUUGUCCAAACAUUGCAUCAUGCAAACUCGUAAAUGAUUCGAUUUUACUGCAUGAUCAAAGUUUCUUUCCCGUACCUGACCACGAAAAAUGGUCUAUCAUACUUUAAUCAUACUGUCCAUGAGGUGGUGUAAGAAAGCGCAAAUGUUGAUAGACCAAAAUAUAUAAUAAUGUUAUUUGAGCACAUUUUUUGCUUGACAAAAAUUCACUUUGAUUUUGUUGAGCAUGCGCGGAAGCACGAUGUACGUUUACUAUUAAAUAUAAAAAUAAUUUUGUUUCAACUAAUUUCACGAUUUCUAUACUACAAUACUGAUAUGAGUUUCGACAAAGUUGUUGAAAAAAAAAUUAUUAAACUAUAUAUAUAUAUAUAUUUAUGUAUGUAUACAAAUAUGUGCGUGUGAAUGUUAUAAUACUUGCGAGCUUUGAUGUAAUAUAGAGUUUGUGUUAAAAGUUUUCAUCAGUUAAUUCUUUAGGCCAUGUGGAAUAUUUUCUCUAUAGUCUUCUCUAGCUACAUGGCUUCUUAUUUUAAAUAUAUUGAUGCAAAUAAAAUAUCGUCAAGUAUAUUCAAAGAAUCCUGGCUAAAUUUCAAUAUUGCUUGUGAUUUGAGAGACCAAUUUAGUUUGCAAUACUCUUCUUUUUCUAAGAUCUGUGCUGAAUUUAUUUCAUAUCGAAACUUUUAAAACAUACUUUAUUACACAACAGACAAAUUAAUUGAUGUGUGAUCUAAGAAUUUAUCCAGCUUUUUCAAUAAUCUGUAGGAUGGUUCGUUUAUGUAACAAUAGAGCUCAAAUGAAAAACAAAAAAACAUUCAUGACUGUUUGAAUAAUGUUUUUAAGCUUUUUCCUAUGCAGAGCAGUCAGUUUGUAAUUUGAGGUGAAUUGAAUCAUUCUAAUCUAAUAUCCUUAUUGCAAUUCAAAGAAGCAAGUAAUUUCCAAAAACGGUCACUUCUAUGCUUUAACCAGCUUUAAACUUGCACUCAGCAACUGACCUAUCUACGUUAGGCAACAUUGAUGUAACCUUUUUCUAUGGGAAAGUGUUGUUACUAAUUGUAGAGUACAGGUAGAUCAAUACUGCGACAUUACUUUUGAUAUACCCAUUGUGCUUAUACAAAGUAUGUCUGAAUGUUUUUUCAAGCUUCACUGCCAUAAAUUAAUCCAGUCAGCAAUGUAACAUUUUUUUGUGAUUUGUAAAAUAACACAAAUAUUAUAACACACUACGUAUCUCAUAAUACAUAAAGUUUAUUAAUCUGUGAAGUUUCUUUUAAUUCGUGUCAUUAUAGAGAUACAUAUAUAUACAUAUUUGUUGUAGAGAGAGAGAUAGAGAGAGAAAGGGAGAGAGGGAGAUGGAGUGAGGGACAGAGGGAGUGCGUCAUAGUUUAUCGCUUUCCAGAAACGCUAUGUAAAAGUAAUAAAUUACUUGGCAUGUAUGUGUAAUAAGUAUCGUAAUGCAAUAAUUCAAAACCAUCUAAAGAUGCAAUUGCAGGAGACAUGAUUACCUGUGAAUGAAUUCCAUUACCCAGAUACUCCUUUCAUAGAUAAACAUUUUUCCAAUGCGUCAUGAAUAUGUAGUCUUGCAAUUUGUUACAAGGUAGCAUUAUAUCAUGACUCAUUAUUUUAUAACUUACAUACAUCUAGCCUCAGUUCAAUUGCUUGUACAAUUAACCAUGAGUUGGAAAACACUUUUCGUCCUAGUUGGCGUAAAGUGAGAUUUUACGCCCGAUAAAUCCGGUUUACGCCUACGUAGGACAAAAAAUAUUGUUUGCACCACGGGCGUAAUACUUUACACCGACGUGUGACAGAUCGCACUAGGGUGUAGAACUUUGUGCCCUAGCUACGAAAAUACCUAUUUGCUGCGUGCGUAAAUAAUACGGUAUUCUGACACACUCUUCAUUAAUUCCGACAUAACUUGAUUUCAAUUAGUGUCUCUGUUUAAAAAAUUGCAGCCGAAUCACUUGCGCGAGAAACAAGAGGAAAUGUUGGAACUAAAUUGUGAUUUGUUUCAUAAUCAAUAACAGCCUGACUACUAAUUAUUUUUACAAUUUACUGGUACUUGCUAUGUGAAUAUUUCGCCAUUGAAGCUGUGUAAAAAUGUGAAACUAUGUAACUUUGCAGAAAAUACUUUGUUAAGAUUCAAGAUUGAUUAUAAUGCUCAUUCACUGAUUGUACCUAGUUGUUGUUGAUCCUCAACUUCUCAAUCGAGUGAGCCUAUAAUUAUACAUGCCCUGAAUGUGUGAUAUAUCUUGAUGAUUAUUUCUGAUAAGCAUGAAACAUCAGGAGACUUUGAUUUGCACGUGGCUGCAUAUAUUAAUCUUACAUGCAACUAGUAUAAACAAAUAUAAUAUUCAGCAUUUUUAAUUCGCACCAUAUUCAGAAUUGCAAAUUAAUUAUAUUAAAAAUCUAAGUUCAUAAAUAAAAUAAAUAAUAAAAAAAAAAUAAUAGAAUUAUUAAUUUGUUGCAAAAUCUUAAUUUUUGAAUCAAUCAUCUUUAUUAAUGUGAAUAGCAGGAAACUGUAGCAAUAAAUUAAAAAUAGUGAAUAGAAAAUCAAAUACCAUUUUGAAUACUUAUAGGAUGGUUUAUUGCUAGCCUGGAUACAGGAUCAGAAUGUAUUUCAUAGUAAGGCAUAUUACUCAUUCGCAUUUACCCUUAACUGCAAGAUAUUCAACUACAGUGUAACGAUUAUUUGUAAUUCAUGUACGACCGAUAAAGUAAGCAAGAAACAGUUUGCAGGUAUCUACUAAGACCUAACUGCAUCUUGAAUUUCUUGUCUCUUGUGC